AUGUCAAGCUUUGUACCGCAUCCUCUUGAUGAUUCCUUUGGGCCCUUGGGUGGGGAACCAAGCCACCGACAACGCCCCCAGGACUCAGAAGAGACACAUCUCAAGUUUAGUGAGAUGUUACAAGUUGCUAGUAAUACUAUUCUGGCGACGCUUUAUUUCGUCAUUACUCUGUUGUUUCAUUUCAUGACAUGUGCCGUACCGGAUCCACUCGACAAUACCAUUUCAUCCUGGGGUGAAGAGCCAAGCAGCCCAGAACGCCCCCAGGACCCGGGAGAUACACGCCUCAAUGGAAUACAACGCGUCGCCAUUACUUCCAUUCGCGCAACUGGUCUUGCCCUUGGUCUCCGACGGAUACCAGCUGGCUUUCAUGUGACAGUACAAACCGACGACGCUGAAUGGCAGACAUCCAACAAACCUGUACAUGUAGACCAGGACGUUCUCGAAUGGAACGAGCAGAUACUCCUACCAUGCGAGCCAUCUUCUAGAGUUCGGGUCAGAGUUUAUGCUUCCUUUGAAUUGGAUCCUAUGCUCGGUCAUGGAGAACUCCUCCGCACAGUCGAGACCUGUGUCAGAGAAUUACUGGAUCGCAGUGGAAAUUCACAUUCCAUCAUCUUUCAGCCUAAGCAGGGGGAAGUCAUAUCCUCGUGCACUUCAUUAUUGAUGACCACGGCGCAGCCAUGUCACUAUGAAGAUGACUCCCUAGUCCACCCCAUUACUCCCCCCACACCCUGCGAUAUGGGCGCGUUUAUAUUAAAGACGGAUGGCGGACAUUACUUUCUCGCACGAUACCGCAGGACGCAGAACUGUAGGGAUCUCGACCGAUCCGUAAAGCACUUCGAAUGCGCCGUCGAUUUCUGCCCCGUUGAUCAUCCUUACCGCCCUGCAGCACUAUUCAAUCUAGCUACUGCGAAGCUUCUUAGUUGCCAAGCUAAUGGGACCUACAUCGCCCUCGACAUCCCUACUUCUCUCUUUGAAAAAGCCCUUGAUAUGCGCCCCACAGGUCAUCCGGACCGAGCUAUCACCCAGCUCCACCUUGCCAUUGCUCUGCUAUCUCGUUUCGCAAAAUGGCAGUCUCAAACGGAUGCUAAUGUGGCUGGAGAGUUACUGAAUGAGGUUUUCGAUGUCUGUCACGCCAACAGCCAUGUCUACAGAGCAGCUCUUCUGUCAACUGAAGCCUCUGCUCUGUACUCUACUAGAAGCACCAAUGCAAAUAAUGUCGAAACGGAGGCACAAAUUGCACCUAUGCUUCCUGGGUCGCCGAAUGAACUUGCUCGUCGUGCGAAUCUUUGUUUGGAGAGAGAUGAUCCCCAUGCCUUAGAUGAUGUGAUAUCCCUUCAUUAUGACGCACUGGGAUACUACAGCACGACGCAUGCUCGCCGAGUGCAAUUGCUGGGUAAUUUGGGUGUAAUGCUGUGCACUCGCUUCGAGCGCCAAGGCAAUAACCAAGACGCCCAUGAGGCCAUUGCGCUUCACAGGGAAGUGCUAGCUUUGUGCCCGGUCGGUCACCCAGAUCGGUCCGUGUCAUUAGAUAGGCUUGCGAAUGGACUUUGCAUGUCCUUCAGGCACCGAGGCAAUGACCAAGCCUUGGAUGAGGCCAUCGUACUUCAGAGGGAAGCGCUGGCUUUGCGCCCCGUCGGUCACCCAGAUCGAUCCAAGUCAUUGCAUAACCUUGGUUUUGUGCUCUCCACCCGCUUCCAUUACCGAGGCAAUGCUCAGGACUUGGAUGACGCUAUCGUGCUUCACAGCGAAGAGCUGGCUUUGCACCCCGUCGGUCACCCACAUCGGCCCAUGCCAUUACACAACCUUGGUGCUGUGCUCUCCACCCGCUUCUACCACCGAGGCAAUGACCAGGACUUGGAUGCCGCUAUCGUGCUUCACAGCGAAGAGCUGGCUUUAUACCCCACUGAUCACCCACAUCGGUCCACGUCAUUACAACACCUUGGGGAUCUUCUUUCCACCCGCUUCAAGCACCGAGGCAAUGACAAAGACUUGGAUGAAGCCAUCGUGUUCCAGACGGAAGCGCUGGGAUUGUACUCGGUCGGUCAUUCAGACCGGGCCUCGUCAUUAAACGACCUUGGUCUUGUGCUCUCCACGCGCUUCGACCACCGAGGAAAUGACCAGGACCUGGAUGAGGCUAUCGUGCUUCAAAGGGAGGCGCUUGCUUUGCUCCCUGUCGGCCACCCAGUUCGGUCCGCGUCAUUGAAUAACCUUGCUCUUGUGCUCUCCACGCGCUUCGAGCACCGAGGCAAUGUCCAAGACCUGGAUGAAGUUAUCGUGCUUCUGAGGGAAGCGCAGGCUUUGCUCCCCGACUGUUACCCAGAAAAGUCCAUGUUAUUAAAUAACCUUGCGACUCGUCUCUCCGCACGCUUCGAGCACCGACGCGAUGACCAAGACUUGGAUGAGGCUAUCAAACUUCACAGCGAAGCGCUGGUUUUACGCCCUGUCGGUCAUCCAGAUCGGUCCAUGUCAUUGAAUAACCUUGCGAAUCUUCUCUCCGCCCGCUUCGAGCACCGACGCAAUGACCAAGACUUGGAUGAAGCUAUCGUGCUUCAUCAGCAAGCACUGGCUUUGCGCCCUGUCGGUCACACGGGUCGGUCCAUGUCAUUAAACGACCUUGGGAAUCAACUCUCCACCCGCUUCGAGCACCAAGGCAAUGCCCAAGACCUCAACGAGUCGCUAGAGAAUAGCCGCUGUGCAUUGAUGCUGUUGACGCAACAUGAUCCUCGUCAAUUAGCAGUCCAUCGGUCGCUAGCUACCGUCUAUCUACAGAUCCAUCAAUUAGGUGGAGAAGGUACUGACAGUCUCGAUGCCGCCAUGCAUCAUUUCAAGGCAGCAGCAAAUGUUGCCUCUGGAGGUUUGCUAUUUCGCCUACGAGCAAGUUUACGCUGGGUUCACUAUGCUAAUCAACAUAUACAUGGCACUGAACUGGAGGCUUAUGCAACCUCCAUGCAACUUUUGGAUGCCUACAUGUCUGCAACAGCUUCAGUUUCAUCUCGUCAUAAUGCCAUGAAGAAUCCGGACUUCCCAAACACGCUUGCAGUUGACGCUGCAUCAUGUGCUCUUCGUCGUGGUGAUGUGCGCCGCGCUGUGGAGUUGCUGGAACAAGGCAGGACUCUCAUCUGGACCCAGAUGGCGCGAUUCCGCACGCCUCUUGACAGCCUCCAGGAACGCGGAGGUCACGCACAGGCUCUGAUGAAGAAAUUCCAAGACCUCAGCUCCCUCCUUGAUAAACCUCCUGCGAAUCAUUUGGAAGGGAAGACAAGAGUCGACGUUGAAGCGGAAGAUACCCGGUACAGACGUCUAGUGGAGGACUGGAAUACAUCUGCGGAAGAUCUGCGGAAGAUCGAGGGUUUCACUCGCUUCCUACUUCCCCCCCUUUUCUCCGAUCUCCAAGAUGCAGCUCGUGAUGGGCCUAUUAUUGUUCUCCUUGCAAGCAAGUCAUCUUGUAAUGCAAUCAUCGUCCCACGACAGGAACCCCCGGUCAUUGUAGGACUCGCCAUCAAUGUAGAAAACCUCGAGCGAUUGGUGAAUGCACUCCAACAGACCGUAAAAAAAGAGGAGGGGAAACAAGGAAAGCUGAUAGAUGCUCUGAGACAGCUGUGGGUCGAGGUAGUGCACCCUGUGGUCGAAAAUCUAGGCAGAGUUGCAAAGCCUGGGUCGCGAAUAUGGUGGUGCCCAACCUCAUUCUUCAACUUCCUGCCUUUGCACGCCGCUGGCGAAUACAGGUCCGGUGGAAAGUCCCUUUCGCAGUUCUACAUUUCUUCCUACACCCCAUCGCUUACUGCGCUGAUCAAGGCUCGUAGAAGUCAUGACAGGGCCCUGCCCGUGUCCUUCGCUGCCAUUGGUCAGAAUCACCCGCCAGAACAUAAAUUUCCUUUGAUAUUUGUCGAGCCUGAACUAGAGUUGGUGCAGAGUCUCCUACCCCCUUCCCCGACUGUUUCCUUCACCAAAGUCACAAGCGCUGAAUCAACGAAAUUGACCGCCUUGCGCACAUUGCGAGAUAACCAUUGGAUCCAUUUUGCUUGUCACGGGACCCAAAACUUUGCGGAACCCUUCAAGUCGGCAUUUCUCAUGGGUGACCAACCACUUCAACUUCUAGAUAUCAGCCACAUGGGUUUGUCUCAGCACGAAUUUGCGUUUCUUUCUGCUUGCGAGACCGCAGUCGGUGACGCCGAAACUCCUGACGAAGUGAUUCACUUGGCGGCCGGCCUACAAUUUUCUGGGGUAAAAAGUGUUAUUGGUACAUUUUGGAAUGUCAAUGACAGCACCGUGCAACGCUUGGUCGCGGAAUUCUACAAGAAUUUUUGUGGGGACGGCAAGAUGAAUUCAAAACGAGCUGCCCGAGCGUUGCACAAAGCAGUCCGGACGUUGGCUUCCAGUGAUGAAAACAUUCCUUUGGACCAGCGCAUCGUUUUCAUGCACAUCGGUUUAUGA
Suillus paluster is the source of this 4434-nucleotide messenger RNA. RefSeq names its product CHAT domain-containing protein. The coding region runs from base 1 to 4434 and encodes 1477 amino acids. The record is from RefSeq and is a predicted model, not a curated record. The transcript has 6 exons. Gene Ontology annotation, molecular function: protein binding. Lineage: Eukaryota; Fungi; Basidiomycota; Agaricomycetes; Boletales; Suillaceae.